UCCUGUGCUCUGUCUGGCAUAUUGACAUCUCUCCAUAGGAGAUUCAGUAAAGGAAGGAAGGAAGGAAAGCAAGAUAGUUCUACACUAGAUUCCCCUCUAGGGGAGCUGACAGUGUUUGCAGUAUUUCUCAUCCAAGAUAUCUUGGAAACUAAAUCUCACGUUCAUUUCCCACUUAUAUCCAACCCUGGUUUUCCAUCCUGGAUGUCUUGCCAUAGGCAAAGGAACCUAUGUCUUCUUGUUCUAGUUGGGCUAUGGCAGGGUCAGAAAAGGAAAAACUACUUUCAUCUGCACCUUACUUCCCCCAAAACAAUCUGUUCCUAUUUUGCCUCAGCUAGCCAAAGCGUAGCUUAACCUCAUGUAUAUAGGGCUAUUAUUGCUGGCAGUAGCACUGCCAGCUGAUCAUAAUAAAGGGCUAAUUUCCUUAAUGUAUGUAAUUGGUUUUCUGUUGCUGUCAUAACACAUUACCGCAGACCUGGUGGCUUUAACAACAUAAAUGUAUUUAACUGUUCUAUAAAACAGAAGUCCAACAGUGGUCUCACUGGGCUAAAAUCAAGGUAUCAGCAGGGCUGCAUUCCUUUUGGAGGCUCUAGGGUAGAUAGAAUGUUUCCUUGCUUUCCCAGUUUCUAGAGGCUAGUAUUCCUUGGCUCCUGGACCCCUUCUGCAUCUUCAAAGCCAGCAGUGUUGUUUCUCUUUUAACCUUUCAUAGUUAUGGUUCCUCCUUACCACAGGUGGGAAAGGGUCUCUGUUUUUAAGGACUUGUGUGAUUAGAUUGGGCCCACCUGGAUAAUCCAGGCUACUCUCUCUAGCUCACGGUCCUUAAUUUAAUCACAUCUACAAAGUCGUUUUUCUCUGUAAGGUAACACGCUCAGGUUCUUGGGGUUAGGAAUGGGAAAUCUUUGGGAGUUGGGGCACAUUCUGCCUGUGUAUAUAUUUCUCUAUGAACUGUUUAUUUGUAUUCUUUUUGUAUUGUCUUUUGAGUGUUAUUUCUUUUUGAUUCUUUGAGAUAUUAACUCCCACUAUUUUUCGUAUAGUCAGUAUUUAUUUUAAUAGGCUUUAUUUAGAGCAGUUUAAGUCUAUAGGAAAAUGAAACAAAUUACAGAGAAUAUUUCUGUAAAUACUCUCCCAACCCCCUUUUAUACCUUUUAUUAACAUCUUUAUUAUAUAUUCCUUUUCUUCUCCUUCCCAACCCCCUUUUAUACCUUUUAUUAACAUCUUGCUUUGGUGUGGUACAUUUGUCACAAUUGAUGAACCACUGUUUUUAUACAUUAUUAUUAACUAAAAUCUAUAGUGCACAUUAGGGUUCACUCUUUGGGUUGUACAGUUCUAUGGGUUUUGCUGGGUGUAUAAUGUCAUGUAUUAUAACAUCAUAUAAAAUAGUUUCACUGCCCUAAAAACCUCCUGUGUUCCACCCAUUAAUCCUUUCCUUCAACUAUCAAACCUUGGUAACAACUGAUCUUUUACUAUCUCUAUAGUUUUGCCUUUUCCAGAAUGUCAUAUAUAUGGAAUCACUGUAUGUAGCCUUUUCAGACUGGCUUAUUUGACUUAGCAAUAUGCAUUUAAGAUCCUUCUCUCUGUCUUUUCAUGGCUUGAUACUCAUUUCUUUUUAUCACUGGAUACUAUUGCAUUGUAUGGAUGUUUCAGUUUAUCCAUUCGCUUAUUGAAGCACAUCUAGGUUGCUUACAGUGUUUGACAUUUAUGAGUAAAGCGCUGCAAACAUUUAUGUGCAGAUUUUUGCAUGGCCAUUAAGUUUUCAACCCACCUAGGAGUGUGAUUGCUGGGUCAUAUGGUAAGACUAUGUUUAGCUUUUUAAGAAACUGUCAAAUUGUCUUCCAAAGUGACUGUAUCAUUUUGCAUUCCCAGCAACUAUGAAUGAGAGUUUCUGUUGUUCCACAUCCUUGGAAACAUUUGAUACUGUCUGUGUUUUGGGGUUUAGCCAUUCUGAUAGGUGUGUAGUAUCUUGUUUUAAUUUGCAGUUCUGUAAUGAUAUACAAUGUUGAGUAAUUUCUCAUAUGCUUAUAUUCCAUCUCUAUACCUUGAGGUACAGAGCUUUUCCCUACUUUUUAAUUGAUUGUGUUGGUGGUUUUCUUAUGGUUGAGAUUUAAGAGUUCUUUGUAUAUGUUAGAAACAAGUACUUUAUCAAAUACAUGUUUUGCAGAUAUUUGCUCCUAGUCUGUGACUUGCCUUUUCAUUCUCUUAACAGUUACUUGGCAGAGCGUAAGUUUUAAGAAGUCCUGCAUAUCAGUUUUUUUCUUUCAUAGAUCUUGCUUUUGGUGUUAUAUCUAAAAACUCAUUACCAAACCCAACGUCACCUAGAUUUUCUCAUAGUUAUUUUCUAGAUGUUUUAUAAUUUUAUGUUUUAUAUUUAGGUCUAUAAUCUGUUUUAAUUCAUUUUUUUAAAGAUAUAAAGUUAGUAUCUAGAUUCACAUUUUUUACAUGUGGAUGUCCAGUUGUUCUAGUACCAUUUGUUGAAAAGAUUAUCCUUUCUCCAUUGCAUUGCCUUCGCUCUUUUGUCAAAAAUAAGUUGACUGUAUUUGUGAGGAUCUAUCUCUUGGCUGUCUAUUCUGUUCCAUUCAUUUAUAUAUUCUUUCAUUUCCAUACUGUCUUAUUGACUGUAGUUUUACAGUAAGAUGAAGUUGGAUGGUAUUAGCCCUAACUUUGUUCUUCAAUAUUAUAUUGGCAGUUCUGGGUCUUUUGCCCUUCCAUUUAACUUUAGAAUCAGUUUGCCAAUAUCCACAAAGUAACUUGCUGGGAUUUUUAUUUUGAUUGCAUCAAAUCUGUAGAUCAAGUUGGGAAGAACUGACAUCUUAACAAUAUUGAAUCAUUCUAUCCAUGAACAUGGAAUAGCUUUCCAUCAAUUAGAUAUUCUUUGAUCUCUUUCAUCAGAGUUUUGUGGUUUUUCUCAUUUAGAUCUUAUGUGAAUUUUGUUAGACUUAUACCCAAGUAUUUCUUGCAAAUAUAAGUGGGGUUGUGUAUUUAAUUUCACAUUCUACUUGUUCAUUACUGGUCUGUAGGAAAGCAAUUGACUUGUAUAUAUUAACCUUUUUCAUGCAACAUAAUUGCUUGUUACUUCCAGGAGGUUUUUUUUGGUAAAUUCUUCGGGACUUUUGACAUAGAUAAUCAUGGCAUUUACAAACAAAGACAGUUUUGUUUCUUCUUUCCCAAUCUGUAUACCUUUAAUUUCCUUUUCUAGUCUUAGUGCAUUAGCUGGGAUUUCCAUUAAGGUGUGUGAUGAGUAGGAAUGGUGAGAAGAGACAUCCUUUUCUUGAUCUUAUAGGGAAAACCCCCCUAAUUUCUCACCAUUAAUUAUGAUGUUAGCUGUAGGAUUUUUGUAGAUACUCUUUGUCGAGUUAAGGAAUUUCCCCUCUGUUGUUUGUUGAGAGUUUUUACAUGAAUAAGUGUUGGGUUUUCUCAAAUGUUGUUUUCUAUUUCUGUUGGUAUCAUGAUUUUUCUUUAGUUUUGUCUCUUUCUUUUUGAUUCAAGGAAAUUAGCUCUUUACCUCAGAUCUUAACUCCCAGUAUUUGCCAUUUAAAAAAAGUUUUAUGAAGUCAAAUGGUUUAUUUUCCUUUCUGUCUUCUGAGUUUUGUGUUGUACUUAAAGGCUUCUUGCUACAGCAUUAUAAGUAGAAAUAUUAACCUCUUUCCUAAUAUUAUGAUGUUACUUUUCAUGUUUAUAUCUUUGAGCUUAUUUUAUUUGGGGCAAAAUAUUAGACAAGGAACAGGAUAUUUUUCUGAUGGCUUACAGUUGUCCCAGAUAGAUUAAAUUUUUGGUAGAUGGAUAUAAUAGAGAAGUGGCAACCCAGACUAAAAGAACUACAGAAAUCAAAGUAGUUGUUGGAGUUCAACAACAACAAAAAAUCCAGUUUGGUUUUGGGUAAAGGAUAUAGAAAUACAGGAGGGAAAUUAUUAAGAGGUGGGACUUGAAAGAUGGUUGAGACCAGAACAUGGAGAACACUGGAUAGAAGAAACAAGCAAUGAAGGGCUUUGGGUAGAGUGGGUAACAUAGCGCGGGUAACAUAAUGAGAACUCUGUUAUGAGAACUCAUUUGAAUGUAGAAUGUGAAAUGAUUUGAAGUAGGUGAAUCUUGAAGAGGAACAAGAAGAGAUUUUUGUCUUCUGAGUGAGAAUAUAUGAGUGAGAAUAACAAAGGCAACUGAAUGGAUAUAGGUGACAAAAUACGUUUAAACCAGAACCUGAUUAACUUAGGAUUUUCCUGGAAAUGGACCCUCAGGAAUCUGCCUUUCUUAUAUGCUGUCAGGCUACAGACCAUAUUUAUCAUCAGAAGCAAUACAUCCAAACACAAUCUUACAUAGCAAAUUAGAAGAAGCGAGACAUCUUUCCAUUGUCGAUCAGGACUUAGAGUACUUGUCUGAGGGCCUUGAGGGUCGAUCAUCCAAUCCUGUUGCAGUACUUUUCGACGCACUUCUUCAUCCAGAUGCUGACUUUGGGUAUGAUUAUCCAUCCAUUUUGCAUUGGAAAUUGGAACAGCAUCAUUAUAUCCCUCACUUAGUUCUUGGUAAAGGUCCACCUGGUGGAGCUUGGCAUAAUAUGGAAGGCUCGAUGUUGACAAUCAGCUUUGGAAAUUGGAUGGAGCUACCUGGACUUAAAUUUAAAGAUUGGGUAUCUAGCAAACGAAGGAACCUAAAAGGGGAUCGAGUUAUGCCAGAGGAAAUAGCUCGCUACUAUAAACAUUAUGUAAAAGUCAUGGGUCUUCAGAAGAAUUUCAGAGAGAAUACUUACAUUACCUCUGUGUCAAGACUCUACAGAGAUCAAGUUGAUAAUGAUGGUCAAGACAGAGAUAUUUCAACACAGCAUUUACAGAUAGAGAAGUCAAAAUUUACCAAGAGAAACUGGGAAAUCAGGGGUUAUCAGCGAAUAAGAGAUGGUUCCCAUAUUCCCUUCUGUCUCUUUGCUGAAAAUGUAGCUCUGGCAACCGGAACAUUGGAUUCUCCUGGCCGUUUGGAAAUUGAUGGGGAAGAUUUUCCUUUUGUGUUUCAUUCAAUGCCUGAAUUUGGAGCCGCUAUAAGCAAAGGACAGUUGUGUGGCAAAGUGGAUCCAGUGUUAAUUGUAGGUUCUGGGCUUACCGCAGCUGAUGCAGUACUGUGUGCUUACAACAAUAAUGUCCCUGUGAUUCAUGUAUUUCGCAGACGAGUAACUGAUCCAAGCUUAAUUUUCAAACAGCUUCCCAAAAAGCUUUAUCCAGAAUACCAUAAAGUCUAUCAUAUGAUGUGUACUCAGUCAUAUUCUUUAGACUCAAAUCUUUUAUCUGAUUAUACCAGUUUUCCUGAGCACCAUGUGCUUUCCUUUAAGUCGGACAUGAAAUGCAUUCUUCAAAAUAUCUCUGGAUUAAAAAAAAUAUUUAAGCUCUCUGCAGCAGUAGUAUUGAUAGGUUCUCAUCCCAAUCUGUCCUUUCUGAAGGAGCAAGGGUGUUACCUGGGCCACAACUCAAGCCAGCCAAUCACAUGUAAGGGUAAUCCUGUGGAAAUAGAUGCAUAUACAUAUGAGUGUGUUAAAGAAGCCAACCUUUUUGCAUUGGGUCCUUUGGUUGGAGACAAUUUUGUUCGAUUUUUAAAGGGAGGGGCACUGGGUGUUACACGCUGUUUAGCUACAAGACAGAAGAAAAAAAAGCAGCAUUUAUUUGUUGAAAGAGGAGGAGGAGAUGGGAUAGCUUAGAGCAGGUUUACAAGUAAUUUAUAUGAACACUUUACCAUUAAAGAUUUUUAAUAGUGGUUUUACAGUGUACUGGCUUGAAUUUUCUGAACUUGAAUUAACUGAGAGAGCCUCAAGCUAUAGUAACUAUUUUUUAAAGUUACCAGAAUUUGGUGUCCUAAUUACAUUAUAAUGUAUCAAAGGUGUCAAUUGUCAGACAAAUAGAAACACUGCCAAUUUGGUAUACUUUAAGUUCUCACUUAACUAAAACAUUCUUUUCUUCCAAGA
Messenger RNA from Orcinus orca (killer whale), 5932 nucleotides. It is a transcript of the gene OSGIN2, whose product is annotated as oxidative stress induced growth inhibitor family member 2. The record is from RefSeq and is a predicted model, not a curated record. The coding region runs from base 4244 to 5668 and encodes 474 amino acids. NCBI's taxonomy places the organism in Eukaryota, Metazoa, Chordata, Mammalia, Artiodactyla, Delphinidae. The transcript has 5 exons.